Molecule: messenger RNA, 1911 nt
Organism: Aspergillus udagawae
Lineage: Eukaryota; Fungi; Ascomycota; Eurotiomycetes; Eurotiales; Aspergillaceae
Product: glycoside hydrolase family 88/105 protein
Exons: 4
Coding region: 1-1911 (636 amino acids)
Biological process (GO): carbohydrate metabolic process
Source: RefSeq, a predicted model, not a curated record
AUGACUUCCAACAGACCCUCGCAAACCGAGGUCCAUCAGACUGUCAAGCAGCUCAUCACCAACCUGGUCAACAUCAAAGACGCCACAGGAAAGUUCCUGCUGCGGCUACAGGAUGGUCGGGUUAUUGACACCAAAUCCUGGCACGGGUGGGAGUGGACGCAUGGUAUCGGGCUGUACGGCAUCUGGAAGUACUAUGAGAUGACCGGCGAUGAGUCCCUCCUGCGCAUCAUUGAAGAUUGGUUUGCUGCGCGGUUCGCCGAGGGCGGCACCACCAAGAACAUCAACACCAUGGCGGUCUUCCUGACGCUGGCCUACGUCUACGAGAAGACGGGCAACGUGACCUAUCUCCCCUGGCUGGAUGCCUGGGCCGAAUGGGCCAUGUACGAGCUGCCUCGCACGCGGUACGGCGGCAUGCAGCACGCAACCUACCUGACCGAGAACUACCAGCAGCUGUGGGACGACACGCUGAUGAUGACCGUCCUGCCGCUGGCCAAGAUCGGCAAGCUCCUGAACCGUCCCGAGUACGUUGCCGAGGCCAAGCGGCAGUUUCUCGUUCACAUCAAGUACCUCUUCGACACCCAAACCGGCCUCUGGUUCCACGGCUGGACUUUCGAGGAGGGAGGGCACAACUUUGCACGCGCACGCUGGGCCCGCGGCAACAGCUGGGUCACCAUCGUCAUCCCCGAGAUUAUCGAGCUGCUCGACCUCGAGCCGACGGAUCCGAUCCGCAUCCACCUCGUCGACACGCUCGAGGCCCAGUGCGAGGCCCUGCAGCGGCUCCAGGAGAGCGAGACGGGCUUCUGGCAUACCCUCCUCGACCAUCCGGACUCGUACGUCGAAGCGUCUGCAACCGCCGGGUUUGCGUACGGCAUCUUGAAAGCCGUCCGCAAGCGAUACAUCGGCGCGCAGUAUCGUCCCGUCGCGGAGAAAGCGAUUGUGGCGGUGAUGAGCUCGGUGGAUGAGCACGGUGAGCUCCAAAAUACCAGCUUCGGCACGGGGAUGGGUGAUUGCUUGCAGUUCUACAAGGACAUUCCGCUGACGGCAAUGCCAUACGGGCAAGCGAUGGCAAUCAUGGCGUUGGGAGAGUAUCUGCGGACCUUUCUCUACGGAAUGCAUGUGUCAGUCUUGCACGAUCUGAUAAAAAGAGGAAACAUCUUCCUGAGAAUUUCGUUCACCGUGAUACGUAGAGAGUUCCCUGACUGUGCGCAGUUCCUCAUCGAUGGAGACAUCAUACGGGCAGUUGCAGGUGCAGGUUCUCUGCAGGUCCAUCGUAAGGACCACAUUAAUUGGAAACACCGCAGUUUUAUCGAGUCACUGUCUAUGAGAGCGAUGGCAUGUACAUUAAAGCUGAGCUCAGGUGGGGACAAUGGGAUCAGCGAGGGGGUCGGAAAAGAUUCCGAAUGGCUUCAGGAACAACGGAAACGGAAAGAAUCCCGGCGUGCAAAGCCCGAAAACAGUGGGACAGAUGAGCCCAUCGUGAUCCCCAGUCACCCGCCAUCUCCAGCUCUGCCGAGAUCGACCCGUGCCGCUCCCCCACUGAUCUCUACCGGGACCUUGGUCGCAACCUACUCCCCCCGUCGUCGGUGCGUCAAGAAAUGGACCGAGGACGACUCGACCAUCUGCCAGCGCGACGCUGCCCUCGGAAAGGGCCGUUCCUGCAGUCGAGCCGACGCGGAAUGCAGCGCCUCCCAAUCACUUGUACGGUCCGCUCUCCGCUGUGCAGAAACUCACUGGUCGUGCGCGGCGGAGAGCAUGCGCUGGGAUGGAAAAUGCUCUGGAGGCAUAUGGCAUGAGCGCAAGAAUGAAGAGGAAACACCUACCAAGGAAACUGCUGGAGGUGGACCAUCGGCACAGGAAAGCGGCGAGAUGUUGAAGGCGAUCCGGUCGUUGAAUAAGAAUGUGGUUCGGUAG